CUCCACCCCCACAGCCCCUGGGUCCCUCCUGGGCACCACCUGCUUGGCUUCCCACCCCACUGCUGACAGGGGUGGGGAUGGGUGCACCCAUCCUUCCUCGGUGCUCUCCCGCAGCUCUGUGCUUCCGGGCAGGAGCGGGCAGGUGCCUGAUAUUUUUUCUCUCUGCAUUUCCUGGUCGGAGGCAGGGCAGGCUGGGUGGUCCCGAGCUCCGACGACACCGACAGCUCCUCUCGGUGCCCAGGUGUCCACAGGAGCUGCUGCGAUGGAGCUGGGGAACAUCUGGAAGCCCACGUACGGCCCUGGCCUCGAGGCGCCGGGGAGCAGCACGCCGGGGCUGGUGGCGAUGGCACACGGCUUCCUGCGGCUGGUGCAGCCCAACGCCCUGCCCACAGAGCUGAUUAAUUUUGAGCAGUCCCAGAGUGGGUUCAGCCAAGAUAACAUCAAUGAGCUGCUGCUCUAUGAACGGGGUUUCCUGGUCUGCGUGGCCAUUGGAGUCCUCCUCAUCAUCCUGGUGCCGCUGGUGGGAUGCUGCUUCUGCUGCUGCCGCUGCUGCGGGAACUGCGGGGGCCGCAUGUACCAGAAGCAGCGCCGGCGGAUGCGCUGCCGGCGCCGGGCGCUCUGGGCCUCCGUCCUGCUGCUCUCCGCUUUCCUCCUGGCUGGUGGUGUCUGUGCCCUCAUCAGCAACACCCGCUUCUCCCAGGCUGUGAAGAGCACCUUCCCCAAUGUGAACAACACUCUGGACAACAUCCACACCUACCUGGCCUCCAUCCCCCAGCAAGUUGAUUUUGUCAUCGACAAGAGCGAUGUCCCACUGAACUAUGCCAACCACAGCCUGCAGGACAUUGGGCCCAAACUGGGCAAUAUGAUCACCUCCCACAUCAGGAGCAGCACAGAUGGGGCUCUGGGAUCUCUCCAGAGCCUCUUGCAAGGGAUGGAGACACUGAACGGCACCUUUGCCAACAUUGCCAUCGGCCGCUCAGACCUCGAGGAGCUGCAGAGCAACUACAGCCAGGGGCUGGUCAGCCUGAGGGACAGGCUCAAUGGCACCCUGCAGAAAUGUGGCCCCCCCUGCAGCGGAGUGUCCCUGAAGGGGCUCACCUUCACUGCCAACUUCAGCACGAUCCCAGGUGUGGAGCAGCAGCUGGAGGCACUGCGUGAGGUCUCCAAGUCAAACAUAAAGUCUGAUUUAGAGGAGGUUAACAAAACACUGGGCAUGACCCCUGACAAGGUGCAAGAGCAGUCCCAAGAAGUGGUGGCAAAGAGCCGGGACCAGCUGCUCCUCAUCAGGCAGGAGAUCAGGAACUUGCAGGGAAGGUUGCCACUCUGGGAUGUGGAGCAGAAAGUUGGGGCCUUUGUGAACAAUGCCACAUCCAUGCUGGAGAAGUACAGGGAGCCGAUUGUGGCCUGGGACGGGCUCAGGUUGAUCGUGUGUGCCCUCCUGUGCUGCACGGUGCUGCUGGUGGUCCUCUGCAACGUUUUUGGGCUGCUGCUGGGGCCCCUGGGGCUGAAGGAAGGUGUGCUGCCCACACAGCGAAGCAGCCUCUCCAAUGCUGGCGGGAACUUCUUCAUGGCAGGGGUUGGCUUCAGUUUCAUCUUCUACUGGCUGCUCAUGCUGCUGGUGAUGAUCAUCUUCGUGCUGGGGGGGAACAUUUACAUGCUCUUCUGUGAGUCCUGGCACAACCAGGAGCUCUUCCAGCUCCUGGACACCCCUGGCCAGAUCCCUAACUUCAAUCUCUCAGAGCUGCUGGGCCUGAAGGAUGACAUGACAAAUUUCUCAGAGAUAUACAGGCAGUGCCAGCAAGAUGCUCCCCUGUGGCAAACUCUGCACUUGGACCAGAGCGUGUCCCUGGAUGAGCUCUUGAAUAUCAGCCAGUAUGCAGGAGACAUCUCCACAGCUUUUGAGAAGAUGGACAUCACCCUAAGCCCCAUCUCCCUGAUCAACCAGAGCCAGACAGACCUGCUGCUGAGGGCCAGUCAGGCUGCACAGCCUCCCAACUUCACCCUCACCCUGGAGCAGCUGGAUCAGAAUAUGACCCAAGGAAGCCUCCUGGAUCUGGCUGCAGAGUUGGAGCAGCUGGUAAAAAAAGUGGGCACAGACGUGAAGAAGGACCUGGAAAAUAAUGCUGGUGAACUGAGGGAGCUGGAAAAGGAGAUGCAGGCGAGCUUCUCUGGGCCACUGCAAAGUCUGAAGGAGAACAUCCACUCAGUGCAGAGUGGGGCUGCCCAGCUGGAGGGACAGACAACAGCUGCGCUGGACAAAGCCAACAAAACCCAGGAGUUCCUGGAGAGGGAGAUGCCAAACAUCAUCAAGAACGAGACAUUGGCCUUCCUGGAGCAGCUGUUGGAUUUCUUUGAGACCUACAUUUCAUGGGCCAAGAGCAGGGUGACAGAAGAUGUGGCACGUUGCAAGCCCAUAGCUCAGUCCUUGGAUAAUGUGGAGGCCAUUGGCUGUGACUAUAUCAUGGACUCUGUGAAUGCCUUCUGGUUCAGCCUGGGCUGGUGCACCUUUUUCCUGCUGCCCAGCAUCAUCCUGUCUGUCAGACUUGCCAAGUUUUACCGCCGCAUGGAUACUGCUGAUGUGUACAGGAAUGAAGACUUUGAGAUGCCACCAACAUUCAACUCCUACAAAAUCCCCAGGCCUUCCACAAGGCAUUAGUUCCCAUCACCCACAGAUGGAGGAGGAAAUGGACAGACUCCCCCCCACUUGAAAAAUGUGACUAUUUAUUUUUGCAGGGAACCUGCCUCUUUCCAAGGCUGUAAUUUUUGAUGUCAAACAAUAAAUGGUGUGUUUGUGUGCA
Molecule: messenger RNA, 2798 nt
Organism: Agelaius phoeniceus (red-winged blackbird)
Lineage: Eukaryota; Metazoa; Chordata; Aves; Passeriformes; Icteridae
Product: prominin-1-A-like
Cellular component (GO): microvillus; apical plasma membrane; cilium
Molecular function (GO): cholesterol binding
Source: RefSeq, a predicted model, not a curated record